GCAGUGCCGCACAAGGUAUAAAUUGUCUGGGCGACCAGGAGGCAGGGCAGACGCGGACUGGAGUUGUAUCCUGCCCCAGUGCUGUGUCCAGCAUGGCCAGGCUCUCUCUGCUGCUGCUGCUGCUGCUGCUGCUGGCUGGGGAGCGAUGGCCAGGGACGCAGGCCCGGGCAGCGCCCUAUGGGGUGAAGCUCUGUGGCCGGGAGUUCAUUCGGGCUGUCAUCUUUACCUGCGGCGGCUCCCGCUGGAGGCGGUCCGAGAGUCUGGGCACAGGUCAUGAGGCUGGGGGUGAAGCCUUCGCUGAGGUGGUGGCUGACGCAGACAGCCUGGUCGCAGGAGAGCUGGAGGACACCGUGAGCUCCAGCGAAUGGCUGGCACUGACCAAGCCCCCGCAGGCCUUCUACAGCAGUGGCAGCCGGCCCGCCUGGCAGGGAGCCAUCCGAGGUGGCCGGGAUGUCCUGUCAGGCCUCUCCAGCAACUGCUGCAAGUGGGGUUGCACCAAGAGCGAAAUCAGCGUCCUGUGCUGA
Messenger RNA from Ochotona princeps (American pika), 524 nucleotides. It is a transcript of the gene RLN3, whose product is annotated as relaxin 3. NCBI's taxonomy places the organism in Eukaryota, Metazoa, Chordata, Mammalia, Lagomorpha, Ochotonidae. Gene Ontology annotation, molecular function: hormone activity. The transcript has 3 exons. The record is from RefSeq and is a predicted model, not a curated record. Bases 93 to 524 code for a protein of 143 amino acids. Gene Ontology annotation, cellular component: extracellular region.